AUGCGACGUCAAGCUCUUUAUGCAAAACAAGGAAGAAGCACACAAUUCCAAACACGUGCUCAUAGAGAUGCUUGGUUGCAGAGUGAAAUACAAGAGAUUGAUAAAACAAUGGAUGCACAGCGACAACAGGAAGUAGAUCUAGAAUCGCAAAUAAAUGAUUUAACAGAAAGUAUAAAUAGAGUAACGAAUGAAAUUCAAAUAGCCCGAAAUAAAUUAGAACAAAGAAAACGUAUCAUUGAAGAAAUGAAUCGUGGUUAUAUUGAAAAAAAAGCCGAAAGAGAUAGACUUACUGACAAAAGAAAGGAGCUUUGGAGGGAGGAUUCUCAAUUAGAUACAAAACUUGUUAAUGCACGUGAUCAAUGGAAAACUAAUGAAAGGAGUUUGGCUAGUUCUAUGGACAAAAAAACUAAUAAUGGAUUAAAUGCCGUGAAACGGAUUGCUGAGCAAUACCAAAUAAAAGGCGUUCACGGACCUCUUUAUGAAUUAUUUGAUUGUAAUGAUUCAGAGUAUUGGACAGCUGUUGAAGUCACUGCUGGACAAAGCUUAUUCCAUGUAGUUGUUGAUAAUGAUGAAAUAGCCACAAAAAUUCUUGAUUAUUUAAAUCGCGAACAAAAUGGGCGAGUUACAUUUGUGCCUUUGAAUCGAUUAAAAUCAAGAAAUUUUGAAUAUCCAAAUACAAAUGAAAUUUUACCUAUGAUAGAUAUUCUUAAAUAUAAUGAAAAAUACGCUAAAUCCAUUGAACAGGUUUUUGGAAGAACAAUAAUAUGUGAUAGUUUAGAUAUCGCUUCUUCAAUAUCAAGAAGUCAUGACUUGAACGGCAUAACUUUAGAUGCAUUAGCAGGUGGUUAUCAUGAUGUGCGUCGAAGAAGAUUAGCAGCUUCAGCAAAUUUAAAAAAAUGGAGAAUAGAAUAUUUAGAAUUAGAUAAAAGAUCUAAAACUGUAAAAAAAGAAAUAUCUAAUAUCCUUUUUAAAAACCCCUAUCAUUUACAUUUAGACGAACAAAUUAAUCAAAUAUUAAGAGAUAUGCAAUUUAUUGAGGCUAAACAAAAACAAGCUCUAGAUAGUCGUGAUCCUUUACUGUUUGAAAUCAAUUCAAAGACUAAAGAGGAAGAAAGUUUGAAAAUGUCAUUAGCUAGCAAGAAAAAAUCUUUAUUAAGUAUUCAAAGUAGCAUUAAAAUGUUAAAUGCUCAAAAACAAGCUCAUCUUGAGGCGAGCAAAAAUAUUAUAGAGAAUGAAUUGAAUGCAAAUUUAAAAAGGCGACGUGAAGAACUUGUGAUGCAAAUAGAAAGUUUAAGCACCGCUGAUGAUGACCAACUACAUUCAAUUAAGGAAGGUUUAAUGAAAUUAAUUCGUGAAAUGAAGAGACGUUCGCAAGAAAUCGAAGAAGAAAUACAAAGGCUUAAUAAAAAAUUCAAUUUAAAAAAGACUGAAUCGGAAACAUUAAAGUCUGAACAAGCAGAACGACAGCAACAAUUGGAGAGGCAUCAAAAAGAUGUUGAUAAAUUUUUAUCAAAAAGAAAAUUAUUGUUACAAAAAAAAGAUGAAUGCACAAAAAAUAUUCGUGAACUUGGUGCAUUACCAGAAGAGGCAUUCGAGGCUUAUGUAAAUGAAGAAUCUGCUAGUCUUCUUACUAAAUUGCAUAUGGUAAAUGAUGGUUUAAAAAAAUACAGUCACGUUAACAAAAAAGCUUUUGAACAGUAUAAUAAUUUUACCAAGCAACGUGAUACUCUUAUGAAAAGAAAAGAAGAAUUAGAUCAAUCAAAAAAUUCGAUAAAUGGGUUAAUACAGGUUUUAGAUCAACGUAAAGAUGAAGCGAUUGAACGUACGUUCAAACAAGUUGCUAAAUACUUUUCUGAAGUAUUUGAAAAAUUGGUUCCUGCAGGUCGGGGACAAUUAAUUAUGUUAAGAAAGAUUGAUAGGGGAAAAGAGGUAGAUGAUGUUGACGAUGAAAAUAAUGAAACAAGUAAUAGUUCAGUAGAUAAUUAUAGUGGAGUUGCUAUUAAUGUUUCUUUUAACAGUAAGACUGAUGAAGGUCUUCGAAUGCAACAAUUAUCUGGAGGACAAAAAUCUUUAGUGGCAUUGACUCUUAUCUUUGCUAUCCAACAAUGUGAUCCUGCUCCCUUCUAUUUGUUUGAUGAAAUUGAUGCUGCACUUGAUGCUCAAUAUCGAACUGCUAUUGCAUCAAUGAUUCAUGAAUUAUGUGACAAAGCUCAAUUUAUCACAACUACUUUUCGUCCAGAAAUGUUAGCAAAUGCUGAUAAAUUUUAUGGUGUAACUUUUCAAAAUAAAGUUUCAAGUGUUAGUGAAAUAAGUAAAGAUGAUGCACUUAAAUUUAUUACACAGGAACAACCACGAUAA
This is a messenger RNA of Entrophospora sp. SA101, 2358 nucleotides long. NCBI's taxonomy places the organism in Eukaryota, Fungi, Glomeromycota, Glomeromycetes, Entrophosporales, Entrophosporaceae. The record is from the annotation of a GenBank genome assembly.